AUGGGAGACACAGAUGGCCCAUUGAGUGGUCAGUUAGAGUGUGAUUCUGAUUCAGAUACGGAGGACAGGAAAGUUACACCCAUUUUUGGUAGCACUAAGUUGAUAGAUUUUGGGCCACCUGACCAGCCUAGGGAGCUUAGGAUUGCCUCUUCCCUAUCUCCUGAUGAGAGGAGUAGAUUGAUUAACCUGCUCAGGUUUAAGAAUGCAAGAGCCACUUAUCAUAGAGCUGCUACUACUUUAUUCCAUGACAUGAUGCACAGAGACAUCGAGGUAUAUGUAGAUGACAUGAUAGUGAAGUCCCGAGAAAGGGCAAAUCACUUAACAGCACUACAAAGAUUCUUUGAGAGGAUCCGACAUUUCAGGCUGAGAUUGAAUCCUAAGAAAUGUACCCUUGGGGUGACUUCUGGGAAAUUGCUAGGACACAUCGUCAGUGAGCAUGGUAUAGAGGUUGAUCCCAAAAAGAUCAGAGUCAUACUUGACAUGCCUGCUCCGAGGACUGAGAGAGAGAUUAGAAGUUUUCUUGGCAAACUACAGUAUAUCAGUCGUUUCAUUGCUAGAUUGACAGACAUAUCCGAGCCUAUCUUCCUUCUUUUGAGGAAGAACCAGCCUAUAGUUUGGAAUAAUGAUUGCCAGCGCGCUUUUGAGAAGAUUAAGGAGUGUCUCCUCUCCCCUCCUGUUUUAGUGCCUCCCACAUUGGGGCUGCCUCUGCUUUUGUACUUGUUCGUUUCAGACAUGGCUUUGGGAUGCAUGUUAGCUCAGCUUGAUGAUUCAGGGAAGGAGCAAGCCAUUUAUUAUCUGAGUAAGAGAAUGCUGAAGUAUGAGUGCAGAUACAUUAUGAUUGAGCGCCUCUGUUUAGCACUGGUUUGGGCCACCAGGAGGCUGAGGCACUACAAGUCAGUAAAAUGGAGCAUUGUUGCAGAUCAUUUGGCUUCUUUGCCCGUAUCUGACGACAGACCGAUUGACGAUGAUUUCCCUGAUGAGCACUUUGUCUCAAUGACCAAUAUUGCAGGAUGGCAAUUGUACUUUGAUGGUGUCGCCAAUCAGUCGGGGUUUGGUAUUGGUCUGGAGACUACGCUAGACCUUAGAGUUAGACAGUUGGAGAUCCACGAGGAUUCUAACUUGUUUGUUGAUGCAUUAGCCACCUUGGCUUCUGUGAUUGAGAUUCCUACGGGAGUGACUGUGCAACCAUUGUUGAUUGAGACUAGGCCCGCACCAGCUUACUGUUGUUUGAUUGGGGAUAUUGAGGACCAGGAUGAGCUGUCCUGGUAUCAUGACAUUUAUCAGUUCCUGUUAUGUGGCGCUUACCCUGAGUCAGCCUCAACCAAGGAUAGGAAAGCUUUGAGAUCGAGUGAUGAGAGAGGUUCAUGCAGGAGUUUGUGGCUCACACGUGGGAGGACAUAUGUUGGCCCGAAAGAUUAUGAGGACAGGUUAUUUCUGGUUGACCAUGGAGGCAGAUUGUUGCCAAUUCGUUUAGAGGUGCCCAAAGUGCUAGAUGCACGGCAUGAGUACAUCUUAGUUGUCGUUGAUUAUUUCACCAAGUGGGUGGAAGCUGCUUCUUAUGCUAGAUUGACAGCGGCCAGGGUGGCCAAAUUCAUCAGGUCGCAUAUUAUCUACCGAUAUGGGGUCCUCCACGAGCUGAUUUCCGACAGAGAGGUGCAUUUCAGGGGCGAGGUGGAUACAUUGAUUCAGGAGUAUGGCAUUCAGCAUCACAGAUCGUCUGCUACAUCUUUUCGUACUUCUACCGAGGCUACCCUGUAUUCUUUAGUGUAUGGUAUGGAGGCGGUGCUGCCUAUUGACAUUGAGAUGGGAUUCUUGGGAGUAGCAUUAGAGCAGCAGAUAUCUGAGACUUAG
Molecule: messenger RNA, 1851 nt
Organism: Vitis riparia (riverbank grape)
Lineage: Eukaryota; Viridiplantae; Streptophyta; Magnoliopsida; Vitales; Vitaceae
Exons: 8
Coding region: 1-1851 (616 amino acids)
Biological process (GO): DNA integration
Molecular function (GO): nucleic acid binding
Source: RefSeq, a predicted model, not a curated record